Oncorhynchus kisutch (coho salmon) is the source of this 2051-nucleotide messenger RNA. Its product is annotated as methyltransferase-like protein 22. Lineage: Eukaryota; Metazoa; Chordata; Actinopteri; Salmoniformes; Salmonidae. Gene Ontology annotation, biological process: protein methylation. Gene Ontology annotation, cellular component: nucleus. The record is from RefSeq and is a predicted model, not a curated record. Gene Ontology annotation, molecular function: protein methyltransferase activity.
CGCCUGUAUUCUGUACACCUAGUGUUAUUUCUGUACGACUUGGAAGCUGAUAUUUGAGACAAUCUGCGCGUCGUUCAUUUUCAUUGACAGCUUCUGGCUAGAAAAGUUAGCUAACUACCACUGGAAAGGUGUGCUGCAGGCAGGUAGAUGACAUGCAGGGUGAGCCAUGGACCAGAUCACCUUCCAUUAUGACACGGUGCUGUCUGACGUUCACCUGUUGCUGCCCAACUCUCGCCACCUCAUGGCACGCCUUAACCGUGUAGGACAACCAGUUUUCAUCUCCCGGUUCAGAAUCCUGUGGGACGGAACGAAGCAGCGCACCUGUGACCUCGGUUCCCCCUGCGGAGGGGAAGAGUUAGACCGCGACACCCAGGAGGAGAGUGGAAGGGGAGAUGCUAGAGGGAGUGAGACUGGGGCUGACGGAGGAGUGGACAGGGAUGAGGACGGAGGGGCUGACGGAGGAGUGAUCAGGGAUGAGGACGGAGGAGUGGACAGGGAUGAGGACGGAGGAGUGGACAGGGAUGAGGACGGAGGGGUAGAACCACCCCUGGAUGAAGAUGGAGAUUUAGAGGUACCACGCAGGCCCAGACAACGACUCCCUGAGAGGGACAGAGACAUGGUCUACCCCAUCAUCCUCAGCCAGGCAAGAAGAGAUGAAGAGGAGGAGGAUGAGGAGGAGGAGUGUCCUAGAGACGUCAUCAGGAUAGAACACACUAUGGCCACGCCUUUAGAAGAUGUUGGCAAACAGGUCUGGCGUGGCGCCUUCCUAUUGGCUGAUUUAAUCCUGUCUCAGCCAACUACAUUCAGAGGAGCCACCGUCUUGGAGUUGGGGGCAGGGACUGGGCUGACCAGCGUAGUCAUGGCAACGGUGGCCAAAACAGUGUACUGCACAGACGUUGGGGAGGACCUACUGAGCAUGUGCCAGAAGAACGUGACGUUGAACAGACACCUGAUGGAACCUGCAGGUGGGAAGGUGCGAGUACGUCUACUGGACUGGCUCAGACACGAUCUCUGCACAGACGCUGAUGCAGAGUUUGGAUGGACAGAGGAUGAAGUGGCAGAUCUCCAUGACAACACAACAAUUAUCAUCGCGGCUGACGUGUGCUACGAUGACGACCUGACAGACGCGCUGUUCCGAACGCUGUACAGAAUCUGUAACAACCUCCGUCUCCCCUGUACUACAUACCUGUCUAUAGAGAAGAGGCUGAACUUCACUCUGAGACACAUGGACAUAUCCUGCGAGGCCUACGACCAUUUCCGCCACUGUCUGUGUGAGAUGCAGGAGCUGAGGGAGGGACGGACAUGCUUCACAGUGGAGCAGGUCACACCCUCUUUCCCACAGUGCCUGCUGUAUGAGCGCAUAGAGCAACUGGAGUUGUGGAAAGUGACAGCGGUGCCUGUCUAACCCUCUGAGGAGCUGACCUGCUCCUAGACCUGCUCCUAGACCUGCUCCUAGACCUGCUCCUAGACCUGCUCCUUGACCUGCUCCUUGACCUGAGACAUAGAGUUUUCUGAUCUUAGACCUGCUCCUAGACCUGCUCCUAAACCUGCUCCUAGACCUGAGACAUGGAGUUUUCUGAUCUUAGACCUGCUCCUAGACCUGAGACAUGGAGUUUAUUGAUCUUAGACCUGGUGUUUUCGGAGCCUCUUGUGGUCAGUGUUGAGAAGGUAUUGAUAAUACAUAUAGAUUAUUUAGUGAACUAAUAACAGUCAUUUCAAUCAGGGCAGCUGGACAGCAGUGAACAAAGACACUAGGAAUGAUCUCUGUAAAUAAACUCACUUGUUAAAUAAGAUGUUUUUAAGCUCAGACCAGGGGUUGUGAUAUAUAUAUUCACUAUAUUCUCAUUUACUUGCUGUUGGAUUGAAGUGAACCGGUGAAAUGGGACAGCCCCAUAGCCUCUGAAUGUUUUGUUCCGAUGUAAAUGAUGAGUGAUCAGGUAAACACUGACCUGGGAUGCAUCCCAAAUGGUAUCAUAUCCUCAAUAUAGUGCACUACUUUAGACCAGAGCACUAUGGACCCUGGUCUAGAGCCCUAUGGACCCUGGUCUAGA